AAAAAAGCUUAGUCUGCCAGUGCCAUUGGUUUCGAACCCGAAAGGACGAGAGUACUGAAGCUUUUCGUUAACUGUGAAACUCUUAACAGUUUGAUAUAUUCUAUUCUUGAAGUUUGCGGUAUUCGGGCAUGUUUGUCAUUCCUGUCUUACAGACGUGUACAUUCCUCGAAGCAGACACCAGAAUUUCUUUACAUUUCCCAACAGCUUAACUAACAGUGAAUUUGCGUGGUUGGUGUUAUUCGAAUGUCGUCACCGGGAAAAAAGCACGAAACAGACGAACAGUCCACCGUUAAAAUAGGUGACUGUGAUAACCAUGAAAUUUUUUUUGUAAUCGAUGAAGUCGGUUCUGAAGAUGGUAAUGAAGUGAGCAGCGGAGAUGAGCCACAAGUUUUAUUUAUAAAAGGAGAAUCUUGCCAAGUUAUAUCUGAGAACUCAUUGUCAGGACCUAGUGACAAUGCAUAUACUGCAGUUAAAGAAGCACAAGAAGAUGAUGAAAAGGAGAUAAUACCUAGUGAUAUAGCCUCUACUCCAGUUAAAGAAGAGCAAGAAGAUGAUGAACCUGAGAUAAUUUUUUCUAGUGAAAAUCCAGUUGUUUCAUUACCUGUUUUAAGAUCAGAAUCUGCUAACACAACACCAAGUGAAACAUUGACUACCAAAAAUGACCAUUCUGCAGUUCAGGAAAAUGUUCCACCCAAUGAUAAUAAACCAGGGAUAAUUUUCUUUGAAGAUGCAUCUGGAAUGUUUUGCUUGGAUACUACACCAGAAGAAAGCAAAGAGAAACCAAUGGGUCCAAGAUUCACAAGAGAGUUCAGCUCAACUCUAAAAUCUGAAGAAGAUGCAGUAUACUCUACGGGAGAUGGCACUAAACAAGACAAUAGAUGCUUUAAUUGUUCAGGUGACCACACCAUGAUGAACUGCCCAUUUCCAAAAAACCAAAAAGAAAUUUCAAAAAACCGUUCUAUGUUUUUGAAGCAUCAGCCAAGGAUGAAUCGUUAUCAUGUUGACAAACCUAGCAAAUUCGAUCAUUUUACUCCCGGCGUCAUCAGUAAGGAGUUACGGAAUGCUCUUGGCUUAAGAAGCUCAGAUAUUCCGUUACAUGUGUAUCAAAUGCGGAUUUUGGGAUAUCCCCCUGGAUGGAUAGAGCAUAUAAAACAGUAUUCCUCUGGACUAGAAAUGAUCGACUUCGCAUCAGCCACCUCAUCUUCAACGGAAGGAAUUCAAAAAGUAACUUAUGACUAUGACGAAAUUAUUGACUAUCCUGGCUUCAACGUUCCGGUUGACCGUGGUGUGCGUGAUGAAUGGCGUUAUUUGAACUUUCCUCCCAUGCAAGAUUACAAUUCCAAAGAGGUACUCAUUGGGAAUUUGAAGAUGCAUAACAAUACGCAGAUAAAUUCAACAGAAGAUUCUGGCACCAUUUUGGAUAUUAUUGAUAUGGACACAUCCAUAGAAGACCUCGAAGAGCAGCGCAAGGCCUUACUUGCAGAGUUGGAUCAGGAUGAUGAUAACGAAGAGAAUGAUGUUCGAAAUCCGACCAUCGAAGUAUCCGGCGAUUUUGCUGAUGUUUGCAGCUUGGAAGAGAGCCAAUCCAAAAAUCCAACGAAUGAAGUCGUCGUAGAGAGAUCUAUUCAAACAAUCAAUCUUGCAUCUCCUUUGUCAGAAGAGUUGCCAGUGAAGGAUGAAAGCACUAAUAUCGACGACCAGAACCUCUCUCCGAAAAAAAGCAAACUUUUGGCAAUGGGAACGCCGGUCUCAAUACGAUAUUCCCCUUACAACACCUUGCCACCAAGAGAUAAAUUUGCGCAAAAUGGAUGCUUUGGGACUAUGGGCGAACUUGUAUUGUAUGAAAAUCUUCCAAAUAGCACCGGUGCUUUUCAAAAGAUGCGAUCUCUUCUUCAGAAAGUAAGGAAAGUCUUCAACAAGAAAUAAUGCAAACAAGCAUUCUGAAUUUGAUUGAAAAUGUAUAUAUUUCCUCGACAAAAUUUUGAACCAUUAUCAUCUUCGGAACUGACGUCGAAACUUUUCGAAAUAAAAAUCAUCACUCGCCUUA
Molecule: messenger RNA, 2047 nt
Organism: Daphnia magna
Lineage: Eukaryota; Metazoa; Arthropoda; Branchiopoda; Diplostraca; Daphniidae
Product: zinc finger CCHC domain-containing protein 8 homolog
Exons: 6
Coding region: 244-1926 (560 amino acids)
Cellular component (GO): catalytic step 2 spliceosome
Molecular function (GO): RNA binding
Source: RefSeq, a predicted model, not a curated record